GAUUCGCGCGUGAUCUGUCGGAAGUGACGCGUGUUCACGAAAACACCGAUUUAUUUCUUGCAACAGGACCUGAAACUGAAACGGAGUUCAAUCUCAAACAAAAUCUUUCCAGAGAAGCUUUCUACGGACGGUCGAACUGAAAUCGAGAAAUGGCACAGAACAGAGAUGGUUACACUCGCUUUGAGAACCCAGCAGCAGAUGACAUCAGCACGGAUCAGACUCCGCCCAUAGGGUUUGUGAUGCCCCCCGCUUAUGAUGCUGGGGUACCGACCUCCGCACCGCCGUAUCCUCCACCUACUGCUUUUGGGAAUCCCAUGUAUGGCCAGAGCGGUCCUGGAUAUCCACAAACACCGUAUCCUCCAGCGGCUCCUUACACGCAUGCUUCAUACGUGAUCGAGCCCGUGCAGAUGGACCCGCCUCCAGACUAUGACACAGAGAAAUUCGCCGCCUCAGGACUGGACGACAAAACCGUGCGCAGGCUGUUUAUUCGAAAGGUGUUUGCAGUAUUGAGUCUGCAGCUGUUGGUCACCUGUGCCGUGGUGGCCGUCUUCACGUUCGAGCCGCAUGUCAAACUCUUCGUGCAGGUGAACGCCUGGACGUACUGGGUCGGUUAUCUGGUCUUCCUGGUGCCGUACUUCAUCCUCGUGUGCUGCAGUCAGUUUCGCCGAAAACAUCCGUGGAAUCUCAUUGCUUUGACCGUGUUGACUCUGGCCAUGAGCUACAUGACAGGAGUGAUAUCCAGCUUCUAUGAUACAGACAUUGUCAUCAUGGCUGUCGGCAUCACAGGGUUGGUUUGCUGUACAGUGAUGGUCUUCUCUCUUCAGACCCGGUUUGACUUCACUUCCUGUUAUGGCGUGCUCUGCGUGUGCACCACCGUGUUCUUCUUCUUUGGUAUCCUCUGCAUUUUCCUUUACAGCAGGAUUAUGGAUCUGAUCUACUCGGCUCUGGGCGCUCUGCUCUUCACCUGCUUCUUGGCUGUAGACACACAGCUGCUUCUUGGGAAUAAGAAAGUGUCUCUGAAUCCUGAGGAAUACAUCUUCGCGACACUCAGCCUCUAUCUGGACAUCAUCUACAUCUUUUUAUACAUUCUGCGUAUUGCGGGAAGAGUUCGCAGUUAAAAUAGCAUUAUUUUUGUGAGUUUAAUGGGUUAGUGUCAACGGUCAGUCUCUGCGUAUACUGUAGUCAAAAUAUGAGGGAUUCCUUUGAAAAUAAGCCAAAACAUGACCGUGUAUUGGGAAACCUGGGUUUCGUUUGAAAAUACAAAAAGGCAUAAAAUUCCUUUUUUUUACUUUUUAAAAUUCAGUAGUUUUAUUAUGAAUAAUAUUUUGUUGAUUUUCUCUUGUUUUUGACUGCAGCGGUCACUCACCUGAUUCUCGCCUCGUGUGUUCCCUUUUGCCAAACCUUCUUAAAUUCUUCUCAACUACACAACACACAUACAACAUCUUGAAUAAUAUAUUUGAAGAAAGGAUGAAGACGUCUAUGUUUCAUAUUGAACAUCACUUAGGCCUCUAGAUGUUUUAUUACACACUUCAUUUACAUUUACGUAUUUGGCGGAUGCUUUUAUCCAAAGCGACUUACAUUGCAUUAUACUACACAUUAGUGUACACACUUCAUCUUUAACAGUUAAGUGUUUAUAUGUUUAUUCUCUCGUUUACGCAUUUGCAUGCUUUCUUGAAUUAUAACGUACUGUUUUUGAUACUUUUGCAAGAAUUGGUAACGUGCAGGAUUUUCUUUUGUUUCUUUUUUUUUUGGACUGUUUUUGGUCUUUUUCUCCAACGCAUCUAUUACCUGCAGUUGUGCAAAGAUGAUUGUUAAUUGAAUUAUAAUUUAGCAUUUUUAAUGAUUGUGAUUUGAUUUUGUAUAAUCAUGAGCUUAUUCAUUAUUCUAUAUUACAGAUCCUUGAUAUGUUGUUUUUAUACAUUAUUAUUACUUUAUGGUGGAUUAAAGGUUUUUUU
Triplophysa rosa is the source of this 1955-nucleotide messenger RNA. It is a transcript of the gene grinab, whose product is annotated as glutamate receptor, ionotropic, N-methyl D-aspartate-associated protein 1b (glutamate binding). NCBI's taxonomy places the organism in Eukaryota, Metazoa, Chordata, Actinopteri, Cypriniformes, Nemacheilidae. The record is from RefSeq and is a predicted model, not a curated record. Gene Ontology annotation, cellular component: membrane; endoplasmic reticulum; Golgi apparatus. Gene Ontology annotation, biological process: negative regulation of apoptotic signaling pathway. The transcript is spliced from 7 exons. The coding region runs from base 150 to 1118 and encodes 322 amino acids.